Messenger RNA from Corticium candelabrum, 7664 nucleotides. Its product is annotated as mucin-4-like. The transcript has 23 exons. Gene Ontology annotation, biological process: cell-matrix adhesion. NCBI's taxonomy places the organism in Eukaryota, Metazoa, Porifera, Homoscleromorpha, Homosclerophorida, Plakinidae. Bases 87 to 7241 code for a protein of 2384 amino acids. Gene Ontology annotation, molecular function: calcium ion binding. The record is from RefSeq and is a predicted model, not a curated record.
UGAUAAAAUUGGGAUCUCCAAAUGGAGGCAGCUGUAGUCCAUAUCAUCGAUUUAGUCCCGUUUCACAUCACCAAGAAUAUCGUUUCAUGUGGACUGUGCAGCCUUUCAUUUGGUGUUGUAUUCAAUCCAACAACUGCCAUCUGUACUUUGAGAGACGACCCAGUAGGUCAACAGAUUCCUACAAUAGAGUAGGAUGGGGAUGGUUAUUUGGCGAUCCUCACAUUCGAACAAUGGAUGGGAAGUUGUACACAUUUAAUGGACAUGGAGAAUACAUUGUCAUGAAGACUAAUGAUGAGUCAUUUGUAUUAGAAGGUCGAGCUGAGUCUAUUGGAGAAGAAGUAGAUACUGCUACUGUAUUUACAGCAUUUGCAAUGGCUCAGUUUUCUGCUAGUAAUGAUUUCACAGCAAAUGAUCCCAACUCAACUGUACUACAUGUGCAGCUAACAGCAAACAAUACAAUGGAGGUGUUUGCAAGACAAACUGGAACAGGGCAAGAGUCAUUUAUAGACAUUACGAGCAACUACACAGAGCUAAACAACAAGUCUAUCUUAGUCUUAGACAAUGUUGUCUUAUUAAAGCCAAACAGCAAAACAUUGGAGGCUUUGUUCAGUGCAGGUAUUUCAGUUAGAGUGGAAGCAAAGAAGAGACUGCUGUCUGUUGUGUUUGCUGGUCCAGUAACUCUGAUGGGUGAGACGAGGGGUCUCUUGGGAGUGUGGGAUGAAAAUCCUGAGAAUGACUUUAAAACACGAAAUGGAACUAUCUUGUCUUCUGAUGCUUCAGACAGAACAAUACACUUUCAAUUUGGACUUUCUUGGAAGCUACUAUUGGGUGAAAGUCUCUUCUAUUAUCAAAAUGGUUCAGGAUCUUCUGACGUACCAAUAAUAACUCCACUCUUUAUGGAUGAAGUGAAUCUGACAAGCAUGGCAAGUGAAGCCCUAAUCACAGCAUGUUCUGGUGAUCAUGAAUGUCUGUUUGAUGGUGUUGUGACUGGAGACAUAGAAGUUGCCAUACAGACCCUGACAACAGAACAGACCAACAAAGCCAACUCUUUGAUAUUAGCUAAUAGUCCACCAAUUUUGAUUGGCAACGAGACUCUCUAUGCAUAUGUCAACGACACUACAGUCUACUUGUUUACAGUGACUGAUAGGGAUGAUGAUAGUUUUGAUGUCAUUGUUGAAGGAAGUCUUCCAUCACAAGAAGAAUAUAUAUUUUCGUGGUCUGGUAGUGUAUAUAACUUUACUUGGACUCCCAGGUCUAGACAAAUUGUGAGCAUUCAGUUUCUUGCUAAAGAUUCUACGGGAGCAGCCACUUUGUUACAUCCAGUUGUGAGACUGUGUGGAUGUCAUCGAGAACUUAACGCAACUUGUAUUGAUGGAAAUGAAGAUCGUGGAGAGAGCAAAUUUAUUUUACAGAGUUGUAGCUGUGGUUCAGGUUACGGUGGCACAUUCUGUGAUGAAGAUGUUGAUGGUUGUAAUAAUACUCAUUGUUUUCCUGGUGUUGUAUGUAUUGACAAUCCAGCACCUCUAACUGGAGCCACGUGUGGAGAUUGUCCGAAUGGCACUAUUGCGAGAAAUGGUUCUUGUGUGGAUCUGGACGAAUGCCAAGCUUGGGAAAAUAACAAUUGUGAGCAAAGUUGUAUCAAUAUUAUUGGCAGUUUUAUAUGCAGCUGCUAUGAAGGCUACAGUCUCAGUGGUGAUGGCAAAUCAUGUUAUGGACAGUUGUCACAACCCAGUGGCAUUACACCAACUGCAGCAAACACUUCAGCUUCCAUGUCAGCAGUUGUAGGACUUCUACCACCACCUCCACCUCCAGCUACACUACCAAGCAUUGCAGAGUCCAAGGUGAGUGAUGUGUCAACUCAAACACUAACUGUUAUUGGAAUUUCACCUACAGCCACUAGAGCAAGUAGAUUUAUCGCUCCAAGUCCAACAUCUUUACCUCCAAUUAUUGCACCAAGUAGAACUUUAAGUUCCACGUCUAGUUUCAUGGCGCUUCCAUUGUCACCAUCUCCACACAAUGCAGAGUCCAUAGUUAUUGAUGUUCUGCCAUCUCUAACAACUUCUUUUGGACUUCUACCACCACCUCCACCACCACUUCUUACCAUUAGGCCAAGUCUAGUCAUCAAUCCAAGUCCAACAUUCAGUCAUAGUCAUCCAGAGUUUAUGACUUUGCCAGCAACUUCUACUGUUUCAGCAUUUAUUGCUUCUGCACUAACUCCUACAUCUUCAAAAUUCAUUGCUUCUGUAUCAAAAUCUGACUCUUUGACAUAUGCUCUUCCAGGAACUUAUGUUGUCUCAUCUGCAUCAAAUUUUUCGGCAUUUAUCACUUCGUUGACAACUCGUACAUCUUCAGCAUCUAUUGUUCUUGUGACGACUGCUACAUCUUCAGCGUCUGGUUCUAAUGCGACCACUCCUACAUCUUCAGCAUCUAUUACUCUUGUGAUGACUCCUACAUCUUCAGCAUCUAUUGCUCUUGUGACGACUGCUACAUCUUCAGCUUCUGGUUCUUAUGGGACAACUCCUACGUCUUCAGCAUCUAUUGUUCUUGUGACGACUGCUACAUCUUCAGCGUCUGGUUCUAAUGCGACCACUCCUACAUCUUCAGCAUCUAUUGCUCUUGUGACGACUGCUACAUCUUCAGCUUCUGGUUCUAAUGCGACAACUCCUACAUCUUCAACAUCUGCUGCUUUUGUGACGACUACUACGCCUUCAGUUUCUGGUUCUAAUGCAACAACUCCUACAUCUUCAACAUCUGCUGCUUUUGUGACAACUACUAUGCCUUCAGCUUCUAGUUUUAAUGCGACAACUCCUACAUCUUCGGCAUCUAUUACUCUUGUGACGACUUCUACAUCUUCAGUUUUAGCAACUAUUUCUACAGUGACAACCUCUACCUCAUCAGUAGCUACUGUUCCUGUAGAACCUUCUUCUAUUUUUUCACCAUCCGUUUCUUCUGUGGCAACUUCAGUAUUUUUACCAUUUAUUCCUUUUGUGACAACUCUUAAUUCUGCAAAAACUUCUUUUGCAACUGCUUUGCUAACUAGUAGUCCAGUUACUGCUAUUUUAGUAAGUGCAGCUUUGUCAUCAACCACUACUUUUGCAGUUCUUAUGUCUUCAGCAACUACUAUGUCCAAUAUGUUGCCACAUACAGGCAGUUUUGCUCCUACUGCAUCUAGAGUGACUGUCACUUCUACGUUAGAUUUUACCUCUGCAGCGACAACUUCUUUAGCAACUGCUACUCAUACUUCUGAUGAUGAACUUCAAGUUACUGCAACUCCAGUAGUCCUACCAUCUUCAAUGUCAACACCAGUACCAACACCACUGUCUUUAGCACCACUACGUUAUUGGUUUCCUUUUGGUCAUGAUGUCGGUGAUGAAGCACUCUCUAGAACUGAUGAUGGCUGCACUGAACGGCUAGAUAUUGGUUGUCGUCCGAUACCUGCACUUGGUCGAGUCAUUUAUAGUUUCUUUGUGUGUGCAAAUGGGAUUAUAUCAACAGAGUUUCCAUUUUAUCUUUAUGUCCCUCAGUUGUUCCCGGGAGAUCACAGGCUAGCAGACCGUCUUAUUUUUGCUCCAUUUUGGGUAGAUGUUGAUAGUCGAACAGAAGGAAAUAUCUGGUAUGGUUCUCAUCAUGAGAGUGACAAUAAUGUUACUAAGAGAGCAGACGAACUUGUUCAUGAGCUGUAUUCUGAACACUCUGCGUUUAAGUCAAAAGUUGUUUAUGUUGCAACAUGGGAGGAUGUACCAAACUACCCAGAUGGCAGCCCUUCUUAUGAUGAUGAAUAUUCUGGUUUACGAAAUACAUUCCAAGCAGCUCUCAUCACAGACUAUUUCAAUACUUUUCUUCUCUACAGUUACAUUGAUGUUCAGUUUUCUGGUCGGCAAAGUGCUGUAGUGGGAUAUACAGCAGGAGAUGGCAGGCAGUACUUUAAUCAGCCUGGCGCUCAGACAGAUGCUAUAAACAACGUUGACCAAGUCAAGACAGGUAACUACACAGGACUGUUGUUAUUUCAUCUCACUUCUGCAACUGUUGUCGCUGAAAUGCAAUGUCAUGAGUGGUAUUGUGAGGAUAAAAACAGGUUUGGAAACACAGCAGACUGGCCAUUCAUAUUUCUUCCUUGUCCAUGGACUUUAUCUCAUGCUGCACGCGAUCGUCGAUAUCGUCAAGUAAGUUCUUUAAGCAUAAAGGGAGAGUGCUAUAUCCAACAGUUUCCAUCAUUUCUCUUUAUUGGAAAUAACAUACUGCUGGCAGAGACUGAAUGCUGCUAUCACUCUCAAUGGCUGAAUGUGGGUUCUCCAUUUGGAGGCAGUGCUAGUCCUUACCAUCGAUUGAGUCCUUUCACAGAUGAUAAGCUUUUUCAUUCUCUGUUGACGGUAGAGCCAUAUGACUGGUGUUGUCUUCAGUCUAGCAACUGCCAUUUGUACUAUGAGAGGAGACCUAGUAUACCAUCUUGGUUUUAUUGGCCACCUGGAUGGGGAUGGUUCUUUGGUGACCCUCACAUUCGGACAAUGGAUGGAAAAUCAUAUACAUUCAAUGGGCACGGAGAGUACAUUUUGAUUAAGACUAGUGAUGAAUCAUUUGUAUUGGAAGGUCGAGCUGAACCAACUGGAGCAGGCAAUUCUACUGCUACUGUAUUUACCGCAUUCGCAAUGGCUCAAUUUUCUCCUAGCAAUGAUUUUACAGCUAGUGAUCCUAAUUCAACUGUACUUCAUGUGCAGCUAACAGCAAACAAUACACUGGAGUUAUUUGCUAGACAUAUCAGAGAUAUGUCAUUUGUUAAUAUUACAAACAAUGUCACGGAGCUAAGCAAUACGUCUACUCUAACUCUCGACAAUGUCAUUGUAUCACAGCCAACAGAGGUAGUAUUUGAGGCUCUGUUCAGUUCAGGUAUCUCAGUCCGAGUAGAGGCAAAAAAGGGACUUCUGGCUGUUGUGUUUGCUGGCCCAGUAGAUUUGAUGGGCCAAACAAGGGGUUUGUUGGGAGUGUGGGAUCAAAAUCCAGACAAUGACCUAACAACACGAAAUGGAUCUGUUUUGUCAUCUGAUGCUUCAGACAGGGCAAUACACUUUCAAUUUGGACUUUCUUGGGAAGUAGACUCCAAUGAGAGUCUGUUUUAUUAUUCUGACAACUCAGGCCCUUCAGACUUUAGCUUUCCAGAAGCAAUUCCACUUUUCUUUGAUGAAGUAAAUCUGACAGCGAUUGCAAGUCCCGAGCUUGUUACGGCAUGUGGUGGAGAUCCAGUGUGUCUAUUUGAUGGUGGCGUGACAGGGGACAUAGAAGUUGCUUCACAAUCAGUUGCAACGGAGAAGACAAAUGAAGUGGAUGUGGCAACAUUAGACAACACUCCUCCAGUCGUGACUGGCAAUGAAACUUUAUUUGCUUUUAUCAAUGAUACAACUGCUUAUCUAUUCACAGUGAUUGAUGCCAAUGAUACUUUUAAUGUCACCCUUCGUGGAAGUCUACCAUCACUAGAGGAGUACACGUUCACAAGGGUAGGUGCUAUGUAUAAUUUUACUUGGACUCCCAUGUCUACCAAGACUGUGAGCAUUCAGUUUCUUGCCAUUGAUUCUGCUGGAGCACCCACUCUGUUACAUCCACUUGUGAGACUGUGUGCUUGUCAUCAAGAACUUAAUGCAACGUGUAGUGAUGGAAACGAAGACCCUGGAGAGAAUAGAUUUAUUUUACAGAGUUGUAGCUGUGGACCAGGUUAUGGUGGCAGGCUUUGUGGUGAAGAUAUUGAUGGUUGUAAUGAUGUCGAUUGCUUUCCUGGUGUGGAAUGUACUGACAAUCCUGCACCCUUAACUGGAGCCACAUGUGGUGACUGUCCAAAUGGCACGCUUGCAAGGAAUGACUCUUGUGAAGAUCUAAAUGAAUGUCGAAGCAGUGCAACUAACGAUUGUGAUCAAGUUUGUUCAAACAGCAUGGGCAGCUACAGUUGCCACUGCAAUGCAGGCUACACUUUGAAUGAAAAUGGAAGAUCAUGCAAUGACAUCAAUGAGUGUGCUGAUCUGUCCCGAUGCCAUCAGAUCUGCAAUAACAGUAUUGGUUCUUUUUCUUGUGCUUGCUAUUUGGGCUUUGAACUUGAUGACAAUGGAGUAACAUGCAGCGCGCUUGAAAUGUGUAGAGAACCAGUAGUCUGUGAACAACUCUGUGCUGUGGGUCGUAACGGUGACAACUGCUAUUGUAAUCAAGGAUUUGAAAUUGACAGCAAUAGUCACAACAACUGCAGUGAUAUCAAUGAAUGUGCACAUGAAAAUGGCAACAACUGUGACCAACUCUGCAUCAACACUGUGGGAUCAUUUGUAUGCAGUUGUCGUUCUGGUUAUAUUCUCAAUGCUGAUGGUCAUUCGUGUGAUGAUGUUAAUGAGUGUAUUGCAUUGUCUAAGCCUUGUUCAGACAUGACCCAAAUUUGCCACAACACAGAUGGUGCGUACAGAUGUGACUGUCCUUCAAGAACAUUCAAUUUCAAUGGUACAUGUCGAACUUUGGUUGAAGGAGAAACACCACCACCAACUGAACCUCCAACUAAAUCUCCAAUUACGUCUAGACCGGUGACUUUUACUAAACCGAUACCAACCACGGAGGCAGCGGGAGUUACUGUACAUGUGACAACUACAAUGCUUGAUACAAGUCUUGGGGAAGUUAAUGCAAUAUUUGCCAACCUAACAGUCGCACAGUUUAAUGAGACAAAGUUCAAGAAAGCUGUUGCUGAAGCUGUGUUUAGUUUCUGUAAUGGAAGUGAAGAUUGCUUGCAAGCAAACAAGAAAGAUGUUGGAAAUACUAGCAUCACUGUGACUGACGUCAUCGUUUUAUCCGUUAUUCAAGCUGGAUCUGAUGUUAUUACCACCUUUUAUAUCUUCAGUCCCAAUAAAGCAACCACCGUUUCUGCAAUGACUGUUCUGCAGGCACUACAAACAGCUAGUUCCAGAAGCAGUUUUGAAGCAGUGGGUUUGUCGUUGGCUCAAAUUUCUGUUGUCAAUCUGAAGACUACUGCUACAAGUUUUGCGCCAACUGCGGGUACUGAUUUUGCAACUAAAGGCAGUACUCUUUCUUCUUCAGAGAAAGCAAGCAUUAUUGGAGGUACCAUUGGAGGGGUCAUGAUCAUCAUCGCGGUCUGCUGUGUUGUCUAUUUCAUAAUGUCUUCAAAGAAACGAGCAAAAGUGAAACCACACGAUGACUCUAGUCCAUACGAAUUGCCUCUUGAACCAAUUCAAAGUUCUGUUAGGCAAGAACCAAUUGGCUGAUCAAGAUGAACCCAUGACAUUAAAACGUUUCAUGCAUGUUAUAAUUGAUUGCAAUUGCUGUUUAGAUUACAAUUUCGUUGUGCAUGCGUAUACGCGUACUAGUUUUAGAAUGUGGUGUAGUGACGGAGCCAUUGUCUUUGUCUCUAGAUACUCAUAGACUGCAGUGAGAAAUAUAGAAAAGCUGGUACAGAUCAAUCACGUGAGCUCAAGUGCCUGUAGGAAUAUGGCGGUAGUUUGUCUUGUGUUGUUACUGUAUUUAGCUAUGUGUUGUACGUGUGUUAGUAUGCCCCCAGUGGGAACUGCAUUACUGUGUGUGAUGCGAUAGAAAUAAAUAUUAUUAUUGUCGUGCUCAACCAGAUCAGCCUGGUUUGUAAAGUCUAUUACAAGUACCGGAAGCAAACCCUGCUUCAGAAGUACUUAGAC